AGCUCGGAUCGACAGCUGCCCCCAGCACUAACAUUGAGGGAUGAGGUCUGUGCACUCACUUCUCGGGUUAGGGUACAGUGCAAGAAACAUGAAGAAUCACUGUCCAUCUCCAUCGCUUCCCCAAAAGUGGACAGCUCACUGUUGCAGUGGGAGGUACGUACCUGAAUGACGGGAUAGGGGAACAGGGGGGAAUCAACACGCGCUGGACAUUAUGAAUUGAAGCUAUCACCACUGGUAAUCCAAUUCCUCAAAAAUGUACGACGAGCACUGGUACAGCUUUGCUCCAGAGGUGCAGCAGAGCAGACCAUCGGGCGCAAAGACGCGCCACCGUCGAGCCAACUCUCUGCUGCAGCAGCCAGAGGAGACGGCCGACAACAACAUCCCCGAAGAACCACUCCCAGCACUUUUCGAAGACCAGGAAGACGUCAACGCGCCACCCGAGGCCACCGUUCUUCGCAGGGCGAAAUCAUAUUCGGACUUCUACGACAUUGGCAGUCAUGGAGGACCCAAGAGGAGGGAGAAGAAGAAGACCAAGGGGCGGCGCAAUAAUCACAACCUCUGGGACGCCUUGAUGAUUCCCGCGAGCGCGGCAUCGACACUGCCUGUGGAGCAAGACACGUACGACGACGCUCUGAACCAGGAGCUGCUACAGGCUAGCCAGCAAGAGUAUCUGCUGUAUCAUGACCAACUCGCCUUGACGGAACGACAUCUGGGAACCCUGAUCGACGACGCCAACAGCGCACUCAAAACCCUCGAGAGUUUGUGUCAGUCUUUCCGAGCCGUCGAGGAGCAGACAACAUCCUUCAAGGCACAGUGCGACGACUUGCUGGAGGAGCAGAAGCGUCUUCAGACGCUCGCCGACGAGGUUGGCACCGAUUUGCAUUACUACGCCUAUCUUGACAAUGUCAGCCGGCGCCUCAAUGCCCUGGGUGCAGGCCGCCUUGUGGAUGACGAUGCCUUUGGCGAUAUCCUAGCCAACCUGGACUCUUGCAUUGAGUUCAUGAUCAAGCAUCCCCAAUAUCGGGAUGCUGACACAUACCAAGCCAGAUACCAGGCGCUACUAACCAAGGCCCUACAUCUUCUCGAGGUCGGCUUCACAAACCGCCUGGACCAGGUGUCUGGGGAACUUGCUCGUCAAAUCACAAACACCCAGUCAGAAUCCGCACGACAUGCCUUGGCUUAUGGUCGGUUUGAGGAGAUCCUGAUGAACUCGUAUUCGCUCAUACCAAACAUUCAGCGAGUGAUAUUGGGGGCAUAUGACCAAAAUGGCCAGCCCAGGACUGGGCCAAACGUGGAUAUCUUUGCCAACACAGCCAACAACCUCUUCCACGCCUAUUUCGUCGUGAGAGACCGCGACCUCAAGCCUCUAACCCAGCAUGAUCUUGCGACAUUCCAUCUCGAGUGCAAGGAAUCCUCGAUAGACACGGCGGCAAGGAACUACGUGAAGCAGUGCUUCGAACGCUCAUUUAGCGAGGCCACCCUUUUCCGCAACAUCUUCUCUAUAGAAGCACCAUAUUCUCCCAACCAAAAGUCGGCCUUCGCUGCCCUUAACUCGCAUCAGCGGUCACUCGUAACGGGCACCAACAUUGCGCCCAUUGCCACCAACCUCCAGUCCAAGCUGCAGACAUGUGACUUGCAAACCAUCUGCAAUCUUGUCGGAUGGGUUACCAACGAAUACCUACUCGUGGACUAUGAUGAGGACGAGACCCCGUUUGUUGCGCACUGCAGGGAACUUACGUCAAGGCUGCUGGCUGAGCAUCUCUGGACAUUUACCGAUGGCUUUUUCGACGCAGAAAUCACAAAAUCCAUCACUAAAGCCGUCGUUCCGCCAGAGGCUCUGAAGCUGGGAGUAACCAGUACCGCCGAGGGCGGAUCAUCACCGGCUUUCCCAGUGGUCAAGAGAGCAAUCGAGCUGCUUGUUUUGUUCGACCAGUCCAUGCCCAAAGAGCGAUGUCAACGCAGCAGCCCAGUAAUCUUCAAACUCGUCCGCGAAACCAUCGCCGCCCUCCAGCGCGCCGAAGUGCGCAUCAAAGCCGCCAAAAACGGCACCGACCCAGACCUCUUCAUGAUCAAGAACCUCCUCAUUCUCAAGAACGAGCUCCUCACCCUCGAGAUCGGAGACGUGCGCAACGGCACCGGCACCGGCCAAGCCACAGGUCUAGGCAUAGGCAGCAUCCAGCACCUCGGCCAGAUCUGGGAGAACCUCCCAACCGCCGGCAACCUCUUCGGCUUGGUCUCCAGCUCCGUGUCGACUUUUAGCUCUUACAUACCCGGCUCGUCCCUCCUUUCGCGCGCAGCUGGUAGCAUUACGGGCUCGGGCUCGGGCUCGGGUUCGACGACGGCCACACCGGCCGAGUCACAAGACGCGGGAGAGCAGCUGGAUGAGUUGUUGCGCCAGAGCAUCUAUGCGUUUACCAGGCGGUGGGCGGCCAUCUUCAACGAAGCCAAGGUGAAGGCGGCGGUGGGCGGGAAGAACUUGACGCAGUUGGAGAGGGAGCUGGAUGAGAUUCUGGAGGGGGCGUUUGCUACGCAGCCGGAGGUGGUAGAGAAGUUGAAGGAGGCCAUUCAGCUGGAUGCGCAGGCGCAGUUGACUGGUGGCGGUGCGAAGGCUGGUGCUAAGGAAAAGAGAAGUGUUUAUACGGGUGGGAGUAGGGCGAGUAGGGGGAGUAGUCGGAGGAUGUAAUGCGUGAAGUAGUGGUUGUCUUGGGUCGAAUAUUCUUGGACCCGUUUGAUGUGGCUUGUAGGCUCUGAGAUAAGCUGGAAAAUAUUAAUGUCGGAGUUCCAUAUGAGUCGAAAACAUCUUGAUUAUUUACCAUUGCUCUUGCUCUUGUCCCUAUACUGAAACCAAAACAACUCUAGCCCUUAAAUGCGGUCCGUAUGCUUUUUGAAACCCUUGAAAGAUCC
This is a messenger RNA of Neurospora tetraspora, 2904 nucleotides long. RefSeq names its product Sec34-like family-domain-containing protein. The transcript is spliced from 3 exons. The record is from RefSeq and is a predicted model, not a curated record. NCBI's taxonomy places the organism in Eukaryota, Fungi, Ascomycota, Sordariomycetes, Sordariales, Sordariaceae. The coding region runs from base 254 to 2683 and encodes 809 amino acids. Gene Ontology annotation, cellular component: COG complex; membrane; cis-Golgi network. Gene Ontology annotation, biological process: intracellular protein transport; cytoplasm to vacuole targeting by the Cvt pathway; autophagy.